Messenger RNA from Acaulospora colombiana, 3573 nucleotides. NCBI's taxonomy places the organism in Eukaryota, Fungi, Glomeromycota, Glomeromycetes, Diversisporales, Acaulosporaceae. The record is from the annotation of a GenBank genome assembly.
AUUAAAGAAGAGGGUGAAAUUUAUAUAGAGGUCAAUGAAGAAGAAUAUCAAUCUCGUAUUCGUGAAGAAUUGAAAACAAAUGGUUUCAUCGAGGACGAUGAUGGAAAAGCUUAUUUGUAUGCGGAGGAUGAUUUGGGAAAAGAAUACUCUGAAGGAUCGGAAUCUGAACUUGAAUGUGAUUAUGACGAGUCACUGACGAAAGAUGGGAAAAGAAAAAGAACAAGAACUAGAAAGAUGGCGGACGAAAAAUCAUCGGAUCUAGUUAGACCAGAGCAAAGGAUAAAUAGUUUCUUCCAACGUGCAGCCACACAAUUAUUAAAACCAAAGAUGGUUAAGACCACGGAAGAAGAGAGAACCUUUAUGGAAAACCUUUUGCAAGAAUUAGAUGAUGAAACGGGAGAUCAAGAUUUGGAUAUUACGCGGAUUCCAAUUUCCUAUAAUCACAAUUCAUAUAAGGAGCAUGAAGUUAGAAUAUCAUCGCAAAGCAGUGAUACUAUCAUGAACGAUCAGAAUGACCAAAAUUAUUCUGCAAGAGAUUGUAUACCUAUCGAUCUGUCAUCUAAAAAUGGGAAAAUUGGUCAAGUUGCAGAAUCAGCUCCUAUGGAUUUAGUUAACGACUAUCAAGAGGAUUUCGAUUUUCUCUUAAAUGAUGAAAUUGAAUACACCGGCAGCGUCCAUACAGACGGUGUCGUGAGUAUUGACAGUAUUAAUCCGCCACAGGGAGACCAGGGGAUGCUAGUUACCCUUGACCGCAACGAUUCUAACAAUUCUAAUCGACCAUCGAUAAGCGAGAAAAAUAUUCCGAUGGAAAUAGUUGAAAACAAUCGGAAGAACAUGAGUCGUUUCGCAAAUGAUGAAAUCGAGUACACCGACUACGCACACAUUAAUGACACCGUGACUGUCGGUAACGUUAAUCCCCUGAAAGAUCAGGAAAUCGAUGGGAACACCAAUCGUGACGACAUUACCAAAUUCUAUUGGAUUGAUUCAUACGAAAAACAGGGGAUUGUUUAUUUAUUCGGAAAGAACAAUAAUGAGACCGAGAUUGAGGUUCGAUUUGAAGAUGUCUUUAAGGAGGUUGAAGAAAUUAGAGAAAAAUACAAAAUUUCGAAGAUCGAAGCGAAGAAUGUGACUCGAAAAUACGCUUUUGAAUUACCGGACGUCCCCGCGCAAUCUGAUUAUUUGAAGUCGUUUGACCAAUUUUUAGCCCAAUCCUUGCCAAGUGACUUGAGUGGAAAAACGUUCAGCCGUGUAUUUGGCACACAGUCGUCUGCCCUCGAGUUGUUCUUGAUCAAACGAAGAAUCAGAGGUCCAUGCUGGUUAGAAGUCAAAAAUGCUAUGAUCACACAGAAAAAGAUCUCUUGGUGCAAAGUUGAACUGACAAUCGAAAAUCCAAAACACAUAAAUCCAAUGAGCGAGGUGGACUUAUCAGAACCAUUAAAACCACCACCACUGAAAAUUAUGUCGUUGAGCCUGCGUACCGUGAUGAAUCAUCAGAAACACGUGAACGAGCAUUACCCUUUUUACCUCCUAGCUAUUAUCAAGCAGAAUGAUCCUGAUGUUAUUGUUGGACAUAAUUUCAUUGGAUUCGACUUGGAUGUUUUAUUGCAUCGUAUGAAGGUGCAGAAGAUAAAAGAUUGGUCAUCACUUGGAAGACUUCACCGACAGACAUUCCCAUUACUACAUGUCGGGAGUGGUAAGGGUGACCUUUCUUCGCUCAUAGAGAAGGACAUUGUAAGCGGUAGAUUGAUUUGCGACACAUAUCAAUCGGCGAAGGAAUUCAUUAAAUCCAAAAAUUUCUCACUGACGGAACUCGUUUCGUCACACUUGAACAUAACCAGGAAAGAUAUUGAUUAUGAAAAAGUUGCAUCUAACUAUGAUUCAGCCGAAGCCUUGUAUGAUAUGAUACUUCAUUGCCGCUAUGAUUCCAUUCUCACAUCAGAGUUGAUGUUUAAACUUCAGCUCCUUCCACUAACAAAACAACUGACGAAUCUUUCCGAUUAUGCCGUGGUGAACAGUUUGGCCAUCUCAACGAACAACGAUGUGUCAUAUGUCAGGUCAAAAACUCUUAAUGGGGCGAGAGCAAAUCGCAACGACUUCCUUCUACUACAUGAAUUUCAUAAACUCAAGUACAUCUGCCCAGACAAAUAUUCCCACAAAUCGAAAUCGAAGGCUAUAGUGGGAGAAGAUGAUGAAGAGGAGAAUAUAAAGGGAGCACGAAAAAAGCCGACUUAUGCUGGGGGCCUUGUAUUAGAGCCGAAGACCGGGUUCUACGACAAAUUUGUUGUGUUGUUGGAUUUUAACAGCUUAUAUCCGUCAAUCAUACAAGAAUAUAACAUUUGCUUCACUACUGUUGUACGGACAGACCCGGGAGGUGAAGAUCAUGUUCCGGAGGCACCUGGCACCGACAUGAGUCAGGGAGUCCUUCCCAGAUUAAUUGCAAACCUUGUUGAGCGAAGAAGGCAGGUUAAGAAAUGCAUGAAGAGCCCUAAUAUCUCGGCGAGUGAACGUGAUCAAUACGAUGUUCGACAAAGAGCCCUUAAGCUCACGGCAAACAGUAUGUAUGGCUGUUUAGGAACAAAAUUUUCAAGAUUUUACGCGAAGCCUUUGGCCAUGCUAAUCACAUCGAAAGGAAGAGAAAUUUUGCAAAAUACUGUUGAAUUGGCGGAAAGCGAAAACAUGCAGGUUUUAUAUGGUGACACGGAUUCCAUUAUGAUAUGUACUAACGCGUCAGAUAUAAAAGAAGCUAUGGAGGUUGGAAAGAUACUAAGGAAGAAAGUAAACGAACGUUAUAGACUGAUCGAAAUCGAAGUAGAAGGUUUCUUUGAGAAACUGUUGCUCCUUAAGAAGAAAAAGUAUGCGGCAAUUAAAUUAGAAGUAGAUGAGAUCACCAGUAAAACGAAAAACAGGGUUCCUGAAACAAAAGGUCUUGACCUAGUUCUAGCAAAAGCACCCGAAGACUACCCCGACGCAAAAAGUCAACCGCACGUACAAGUUGCAUUACGAAUGAAGAAAAGAGGACUCAGCGCGAGACAAGGAGAUACCAUCCCUUAUGUUAUAUGUAAAAAGACUGAAGACAUGAAUGCUCCUAAUAAUCUCUUUGAAAAAGCAUUCCAUCCGGACGAAGUUCGACAUGAUACUAAUUUGCAAAUUGAUAGCGAAUGGUAUUUAACCCAACAAGUACAUGCCUCUGUAACCAGAUUGAUCGAACCUAUAGAUGGAACGGAUAGCGCUCGCAUUGCUGAGUGCCUAGGAAUCGAUUCGCCCAGAUCCCUUACGACGAACGCUCCGUCUACUUUUCGCACCUUUGAAUCUCGAACUUCGGAUGAAGAGCGCUUUAAAAAUGUCGACAAGUUAUACCUAAAAUGUGUAGCAUGUAAACAAUCUCACAUUUACGAAGGAUUGAAUUCUGAUACUGCAAAGGUGAAGAUGAAAAUGACAUAUUUCACGUGGUUACUUGUUAUUUUGACACCUAUUAAUAAUUAUUUUGGCUGCAGGGAUGUAAACUCGAUGUGUCAGGCGUUAUUUGUGGAAAUGAAGAUUGUAGAAGUGCUCUUCCCCUAUCGUCGGUUUUGA